Cryptomeria japonica (Japanese cedar) is the source of this 846-nucleotide messenger RNA. Its product is annotated as F-box/kelch-repeat protein At2g44130-like. Lineage: Eukaryota; Viridiplantae; Streptophyta; Pinopsida; Cupressales; Cupressaceae. Gene Ontology annotation, molecular function: protein binding. Bases 1 to 846 code for a protein of 281 amino acids. The record is from RefSeq and is a predicted model, not a curated record. The transcript is spliced from 2 exons. Gene Ontology annotation, biological process: regulation of phenylpropanoid metabolic process; negative regulation of cytokinin-activated signaling pathway.
AUGCUAUCCACUGAGAAUCUUGGAACAGUGACUGGUAAGCUGGAUGCGAUGGCCAAAGAUUUAGGGAUUCAAUGCUUGGCAAAGGUUCCCUACAGAUUCCACCGCAAACUUAGCGCUGUCUCCAAGAGCUGGAACGCUCUACUCAGCUGCUCACACUUUUAUAAAGAGCGACAGCGCAAUGGCGAGUGCGAGCAGGGAGUAGUUUCUCUUAACCCAACCGAAUUAACUGAAACCGAUUUCAAUGUAAUGAUUUACUACCCGAUUGGGCACUGGUGGGAAAUACUGCCUGAAAUCCUAGAAGAAUUUGAACUAGAUUACACAGAAUAUCAUCAAUGCGUGUUCGUUAGAUCGAAACAUCAGUUGGUUGUGGUGGGGCUGUUCAACAGGCGCACCGAUAUAGAAGUUGUGUUGAUAUUUGAUUUCUUAUCUCGCAAAUGGCGGCUGGGCGCCGACAUGCCACGCAAUCGAUUUGAAUUCGCAUGUGCAGCGUCACCAACUGAAGGACUCGUCUAUAUUGGCGGAGGUUACAACGGCCCUUACACAGAAGAACGGAGUCCCUAUCAACUAGAAGCUUUUGUUUACAAUGUAGAGGAAAACAAAUGGAACUCUCUUCCUCCUAUGAAUUCUGAUCCGCUGCUUGAUUUAUGCGCUGGUGUUUUUCUUGAUGGUAAGUUUUAUGUAGUUCUCCACCAGCAAAGCGAAAGCGCACAAGUUUACGAUCCUCACACUAGGCUAUGGAGAAAUAUAAAUGGCGAGCCUAAUGCUCACUAUGUUAACAGCUGCGUAGAUGCUCUUCAGGAUAUGAUGUUUUAUUUACAAGAAUUUGGGAGGAUACUAAUGAUAUAG